This is a messenger RNA of Diatraea saccharalis (sugarcane borer), 969 nucleotides long. The record is from the annotation of a GenBank genome assembly. Lineage: Eukaryota; Metazoa; Arthropoda; Insecta; Lepidoptera; Crambidae.
AACAGGUUUCCACAUAUUCAUUACAGUUUGAACGGUCGAGUGUCACACAUACAACGUCUGCUCAUUUAGACAUUCAUUUUAAACAGUAGGUACUUUUGAAUUAACAAAACAUAAUGAAGUGUUUGACCUGUAUUAUUUUUGUUGCCCUUCUUGCUAACAUACAUUCACUGGAGUGUCAAGAUUAUGAAAAACUGGUGACAGCUUGCCCAAGAAUGUCGGAGCCUACUUGCGAACAAAUUAAUGGAACACUUCGUUUACUUGAUUGUUUCAAGCCUGAAUGCUAUUGCAAAGAUUCAACUUUUAGAGAAUCAUUUACUGGCAAAUGUUAUGCUCUUGGUGACUGUCCGGAUUACAGUUUCCUUCUUAAAUUAAUUUCACUUUUGAAAGCAGGCACGCCAUUGAAUGCACUGUUUGCCGGCGCACGGCUAUCUGUCGGCGCCGAUACGGCGAUUCGGCCCGGAACGGUUUUUCGUCUUGUUUUCAAUGUUCGUUAGCGGCGAGUGUGUAACUCGUCAGUUUUUUACCUUUCGAGAACUACGUGGCUCCAUGAAAAUGUUUCGAGUACCGCAAAAAAGAGUAUACAGUUACAAAAUGUUGAAUACUUUGUUAGUGACUAGAAUAUGAAACAAAGAAAUACUGAAAAUAAAAAUACCUCUCGUUGAGUAUAUAAACAUUAUUUUUUUGUAAUUUAUAACUUAAUUUUUACACUAGCUUCGCCCACGUGUCACUAGGGAACUAUUUAGUGCGACAAAUAGUAGCCUAUAUGUUAAUCCAGGCUUAGAAUUAGCCAUAUAUCGCACACCUAGAUAUAAACUUUUUUUUUUUUUUUUUGACGCUGAGAAAUGCGUUACGCAUACCCGCUUCGCCCUGCGCGGGCUCCACGGGUGAUGUGGGACUCCUCCUGUGGCCCCACCCCCAAAAGGGGGCUAGACAAGAAACAGAAGUUUACCCACUAAAACUCAGCGAUGU